GUUAAAUCUGUGAUUUGAAUUUGAUGAAUUUUUGGGGCAACAUUUUAAAUCGUCAGAAAUAACGAAAACUAAAUAAGGAAAGAGUAACAAAUCAUUUUACAUUUCACGCGCGUUUCAGCUCGUCGAACGAACAAAAAAAUAUUGUUAAAUAGUAUUAAAUAAUAAUUCUUUUUUUUUUUUCGAUACUACUUUUAUCGUCUACUUAACGACUAUACAUUCGAUUAUUAUUGUGAAAGAUAAUAAAAACGACAAUUAACAAUCUACAAACUUACUUCUACAUCUGUAAGUAUCGAUCUGUAAGUAUUGAUAAUCAGUGAGCGGCGUAAAAUAGGGAGUGUCGGAACAUGUCGUUCAAUUAAGUCAGCCACACCCUCCAGAGCCUUCUGACACUGCCGUGAAUUUUGUUCCUCAGUUCAGAGAUGUCUUAUCGAGGGUGAAUACGCAUCGACGAAAGUCUAAUCGACAGAAUAACAAUGUUUUAAAUCAAAAAUAUCACGUAUUUUUUCCCGAAUAUAAUUCGAGAGGACAAAUUCGAAUUUUAGAAAGACUCCUCGGAACUCGGAUUUACACCCUCGUUUAGCACACAAUGGAACAGACGACGUCAUCCAGCGCGUCCUCGGCGUCUCCCUGCCUGUCGAGCGAGGUUUCCACGAGGAUGGAGGACUGCGUGGAUGACGCGGUGCAACAGUGGCUGGAGAAGGAGGUGUUUCCGGGAUUCCGCGUCUGGCAGCUCGCCGGCAUCGUUCUCUCCGUUCUGCUGAGCCUCGUCGUCGGACUGUGCUGCUGCAUCCGCUUCCGGGUGCCCAGGACGAAGCAGGAGAUCCAGGCGGAUUACAUUCGCAAGAGGAUCACCAGGAGUUUCCGGAACGAGCUCUCGAAGAUCAGCAACACCGAGAUGGACGAGAUGGAUCUGCAAAAAGCUCUGGAUAGGAUCCGAAACGAGUUUGAGGGGGAUAAAUCUGCGAUCGCGCAGGAGGAAAUGACGCAGCGGAACAUCGGGUUUCGGUCCAGAUUCAAUGCUGUAUUCGGUGGAGCACGUGUGCGUUUUAGUCAACACCCCAAAUUGAAUGCCACGAUCUAACAAUGACCUUUUCGGGGAUCAGAAUUACUUCUCCUUCCUCCCAACACAAGUAUAUUUCUAUCGUUUGCUUAUCAUAUAUGUGCACAAUUGUACAAUUUGAAGUAUAUCGCGAGAGAAAAAGAAUAAGAAAUAUACAUAAAACAUUUUUUUUUU
Molecule: messenger RNA, 1234 nt
Organism: Nylanderia fulva
Lineage: Eukaryota; Metazoa; Arthropoda; Insecta; Hymenoptera; Formicidae
Source: RefSeq, a predicted model, not a curated record